This is a messenger RNA of Panthera uncia (snow leopard), 332 nucleotides long. RefSeq names its product chromosome A1 C5orf46 homolog (gene CA1H5orf46). The record is from RefSeq and is a predicted model, not a curated record. The transcript has 4 exons. Lineage: Eukaryota; Metazoa; Chordata; Mammalia; Carnivora; Felidae. Bases 1 to 264 code for a protein of 87 amino acids.
AUGGCUGUCUCAGCACUACGGCUGACGAUUGUCCUGGGACUACUGGUCUUAAUCCUGACUUGCCAGGCAGAUGAUGCAUAUGACAAACCAGAUGACAAGCCAGAUGACUCAGACAAAAAAACAGAGCCAGAUUUUCCAAAAUUCCUAAACCUCUUGGGCACAGAGAUCAUUGAGAAUGCAGUGGAGUUCAUCCUCCGCUCCAUGACGAGGAGCACAGGAUUUAUGGAAUUUGAUGAUAAACAAGGAGAACAUUCAGCAAAGUGACUUCCCCAGGUGAUUCUUAACUUACAAUUUACAACUAAAAUAAUAGAAUAUUUAACAAAGAAAAAGGA